GUGUCCGCGUGGGAUUGGCGGGCCGGCACCAGCAGGUGAACGCAUCGCUGGCCGUCUCUCUCUGCCGCCAGUGGGCCAUUCGCAGUGGCAGGGAAGAGGAGGCACGUGCAGUCGAUGAGGCCCUGGCUAAUAAGACACUGCCACUUGCUUACAUCAAAGGGCUAGGGGGUGCCUCCUGGCCGGGCAGGUGCGAAAUUCUGCAGGACUGCCCGGCCGAGCCUGGGCAAGCUGGAAGUGCAGGCGGGCAGCUGACAUUCUUUUUGGACGGUGCCCAUACAGUGGAGAGUAUGGAGGUGUGCGGAGAGUGGUUCUCGGAAGCUUCUGGAGAUGCAAGAGGGAAUGGGAAGGGGGGUGGAGAGGGGGUUGGACGAACGAAUGUUGGGGAAGGGGCAGCAUCAACAGCAGUAGAAGGAGCAGCAGCAAAAGCAUCAGCAGCAGCAGCACCAGCAGCGGGGGUGGUGCAAGGGCCAAGCAAAGUGGAAGCCAAGACGCCUGUGCGGGUGUUGCUGUUCAACUGCAUGCCUGAGCGGGACCCUCACACACUUAUGACGCAGCUGCUUAGGACACUUGAGCGCAAAGGUAUGCCUGUCUCUCCAUCGAGCCCUCUUUGUCCCCUCCCUCUCAUCCUACACCGCCCUCCUCCCCUCUCCAUCAUCCUCCGCACCUUCCUCGGCUUACCUCCCCUCAUCCGACUCCACUGUCUUGGCUCCUAA
Closterium sp. NIES-65 is the source of this 713-nucleotide messenger RNA. The record is from the annotation of a GenBank genome assembly. Lineage: Eukaryota; Viridiplantae; Streptophyta; Zygnematophyceae; Desmidiales; Closteriaceae.